Messenger RNA from Ailuropoda melanoleuca (giant panda), 10399 nucleotides. RefSeq names its product xin actin binding repeat containing 2 (gene XIRP2). Lineage: Eukaryota; Metazoa; Chordata; Mammalia; Carnivora; Ursidae. Gene Ontology annotation, cellular component: focal adhesion; stress fiber. The record is from RefSeq and is a predicted model, not a curated record. The transcript is spliced from 9 exons. Gene Ontology annotation, molecular function: actin filament binding. The coding region runs from base 276 to 10223 and encodes 3315 amino acids. Gene Ontology annotation, biological process: actin cytoskeleton organization; actin filament organization.
UCUACUUGCUUGAUAGACCCUUCCGUGGAGCCGGCCUCCACUCAACCGACUGCUUUCAGGGGACUGGGAAAUUUGCUGUACAUGAAACAAGGGAGGAAGUUCAUCGGCGAAGAACUGUAAAGAUACAUGACAUUUUCACUAACUCGGAGUUAGGUCUAACUAUUACAAAAGUGACUGUUGGCCCUAAAAAGCCUGCGAGUGGAUUUGCAGAAGACAGUGCUGCACGGCGCGAGGGCGCGUCAGAGCUCCAGGAAGUGGUGCCCCUGAAGGAGCGGAUGGCGAGGUACCAGGCAGCUGCUUCCAGGGGUGACUGCCGCAGCUUCUCUGCCAAUAUGAUGGAGGAAUCUGGAAUGUGCACAGUGCCUGGUGGUUUGGCCAGAGUGAAGAAACAAUUUGAGAAGGACAAAUUUGCUUCUUCUUUUAAUACCUUGUCUCAGUACCAACACCAGCACCACAACAGAUCUGAGCAGGUAAUGCGACUGCAGGAGGUGAUCCACAGCAGCCAGGUCGACAUUUCAAGAAGCAGCCAAGAAAUGGAAAGAAAUGAACAAGAAGCUUCCAAAACACACAAAAGUGAUGUUCUUGGAACAGAAAUGGCCCCUCAUCUUAAAAAGCACACUGAGGGAAUAAGACAAGCUUCUCAGUUCCAUCAGUAUGUUCAAGAAACAGUCAUCGAUACACCUGAGGAUGAAGAGAUUCCGAAGGUUUCAACUAAGUUUUUAAAGGAGCAAUUUGAAAAGUCUGCCCAGGAAAAGGUCCUUUAUUCUGACAAAGAGAUGACCCCAGCCAAGCAGAUUAAAAUCGGAAGUGAAUGUGAAGAGACUUUCAAGCCAUCAUCAAUUGUGGGCACCUCUUCCACUUCCUGCAUGUCGACCUGCCAGAGGAAGGAAACAUCAACCACAAAACACGGUGACCACAGUGCCACUUCCUCAACUCUGGUACAAGUUAAUGCCACUGCUAUGGGAAAGACAGAAGAAUUUCCUCCUCCCCCACCUGAUAGAUUUCAAAAUCCAAUAGAUGUGACAGCAUUUUCCCAGUCCCCUGAAUUCCCCAACCCUCCUAGAAUACCACCAGUACCCAAAGAAUUAUAUUCUAAGCAAAGAAAUUUGUACGAAUUAAACCGUUUAUAUAAACACAUGCAUCCUGAGUUAAGAAAAAACUUAGAAAAAGAUUAUAUCAGUGAGGUUUCUGAAAUUGUCUCUAGUCAGGUGAACCCAGGGAGCUCAGUUUCAGCAGAUGUGCAACAAGCCCGGUAUGUUUUUGAAAAUACAAAUGACAGUUCCCAAAAAGCUCUGAACUCAGAAAGAGAACACUUGGAGUGGGAUGAAAUUCUGAAGGGAGAGGUGCAGUCCAUGAGAUGGAUCUUUGAGAAUCAGCCUUUAGAUUCCAUCAAUAAUGGCUCUCCAGAUGAAGAUGAUAUCAACAAGGGCAUUGCUGAUCAAGAAAUCAUUGCUGGUGGUGAUGUGAAAUACACCACAUGGAUGUUUGAAACCCAUCCCAUAGAUACACUAGGGGACCAUUCUUCUGGCACUGAAGAAAAUGCUGAGAAAAUUCCUGAGCUAGCCAGAGGAGAUGUCCGCACAGCCCGGUGGAUGUUUGAAACAAAGCCAUUAGACUCAAUGAAUAAAAUGCAUCAAGAAGAAUCGGUGGUAACUGCCGUAAAGGACAUAACUGGUGGGGAUGUCAAGACUGUGAGAUAUAUGUUUGAAACUCAACAUCUGGAUCAGCUUGGACAGCUUCAUUCAGUGGAUGAAGUUCACCUAUUGCAACUCAGGUCUGAACUCAAAGAAAUUAAGGGAAAUGUUAAGAGAAGUAUAAAAUGUUUUGAAACUCAACCAUUAUAUGUUAUUAGAGAUGGUUUAGGUCAAAUGUUAGAAAUUAAAACUGUUCACAGAGAAGAUGUUGAAAAGGGAGACGUGAGAACAGCACGUUGGAUGUUUGAAACACAGCCCUUGGACACAAUUAGCAAGGAUAUCACAGAAAUUAAAGUUGUCCGAGGAAUAUCCACGGAAGAAAAUGUCAAAGGUGGGGUGAGUAGGGCCAAGUGGUUAUUUGAAACUCAACCUUUGGAGAAAAUCAAAGAAGAGUCAGAAGAGGUCAUCAUUGAAAAGGAAACAAUAAUAGGUACAGAUGUCUCCAGAAAAUGUUGGAUGUUUGAAACGCAGCCAUUAGACAUUCUGAAAGAAGUUCCUGAUGCAGAUCCUCGAAGAUCUGAAGAGAUAAUAGGUGGUGAUGUGCAAACUACUAAGCAUCUAUUUGAAACACUUCCAAUAGAGGCUUUAAAAGAUAGCCCUGAUGUAGGAAAACUUCAAAAAAUUACUGCCUCUGAAGAAGAAAGGGGGGAUGUUAGACACCAAAAAUGGAUUUUUGAAACCCAACCUCUGGAAGACAUUAGAGAAGAUAAAAAAGAAUACAUACGAACAGUGAAACUUGAAGAAGUUGACAGAGGAGAUGUAAAGAAUUACACACAUAUCUUUGAAUCAAACAAUUUAAUUAAAUUUGAUGCAUCACAUAAAAUAGAGGUGGAAGGAGUCACAAGAGGUGCUGUAGAGUUAAACAAAUCACUCUUUGAAACAACACCACUAUAUGCCAUUCAAGAUCACCUUGGAAAAUAUCAUCAAGUCAAGACAGUCCAACAAGAAGAAAUCCUAAGAGGUGAUGUAAGAAGUUGUAGGUGGCUUUUUGAAACAAGGCCCAUUGACCAGUUUGAUGAAAGCAUUCAUAAAUUCCAGAUAAUUAGAGGAAUAUCUGCUCAAGAAAUACAGACUGGAAACGUGAAAUCUGCUAAAUGGCUAUUUGAAACCCAACCUCUUGAUUCGAUUAAAUAUUUUAGUAAUACGGAAGAAGUAGAAAAUAAAGCUGAACAAGCGACAGAUAUUGUUAAAGGGGAUGUUAAAACUUGUAGAUGGCUUUUUGAAACCCAACCAAUGGAGUCUCUUUAUGAAAAAGUUUCAUUAGUGACUGGCAGUGAAGAAAUUCAUAAGGGAGAUGUCAAAGCCUGUACCUGGCUCUUUGAAACGAAGCCACUUGAUACCAUAAGAGCUGACUCCGAAGCAACAGUCAAACUGCAAACUGUAAAACAGGAGGAGAUCCAAGGUGGGGAUGUUCGUACAGCAUGCUUUCUUUUUGAGACAGAAAAUUUGGACAGCAUACAAGGAGAGGAAGGAAAAGAAAUCAAGGCCAUGGAAAUGGAUAUCCAAGCUGGGGAUGUCUCCAGCAUGCGGCAUAAGUUUGAAAACCAAUCUUUAGAUUCCAUAAGUUCCAGUUCAGAGGAAGUUUUGAAAAAGAUCAAAGCCCUAAAGACUGAAGAUAUUCAGAAAGGCAAUGUUUUACAUUGUAGGUGGCUUUUUGAAAACCAACCAAUUGAUAUGAUAAAAGAGAGCCAAGAAGGUGAUGAACUAGUUAAGACAGUGACAGACAUACAAGGUGGGGAUGUAAGAAAGGGAUGCUUUAUUUUUGAGACUUUUUCUUUAGAUGAGAUUAAAGAAGAAUCUGACUGUAUCAGCACCAAGAAAAGAAUUACUGAAGAAGUAAUGAAGGGUGACGUAAAAAGCUACAGAAUGCUCUUUGAAACCCAGCCACUCUAUGCAAUUCAAGACCGAGAAGGGUAUUAUCAUGAAGUGACAACAGUUAAAAAGGAAGAGGUAAUUCACGGAGAUGUACGAGGAACUAGGUGGCUUUUUGAAACAAAGCCAUUAGACUCAAUUAAUCAGUCAGAGACUGUGUAUGUUAUUAAAUCUGUCACCCAGGAAGACAUUCAGAAGGGAGAUGUUAGUUCUGUCAGAUACAGAUUUGAAACCCAGCCACUGGAUCAGAUUUCAGAAGAAUCACGUGGUGCUAGGCCCACUGUGGACUCUAUUCAAGGUGGGGAUGUAAAGACAAGUAAACAAUUUUUUGAGUCUGAAAAUUGUGGUAAGAAUACUUAUGUAAGAACAGUAAGUGUCAAUGAAAUACAAAAGGGCAAUGUUAAAACAUCUACUUGGCUAUUUGAAACCCACACCAUAGAUGAGCUGAGAGGAGAAGGGUCAGAAUAUGAAAAUAUCAAAACAGUCACCCAGGAAGAUAUGCAGAAAGGUGAUGUUAAGCAGGCAGUAUGGCUUUUUGAAAAUCAAACUUUGGAUUCUAUUAAGGAAGCAGAUGAAAGCACCACAAAAAUCAUCAAGGAGGGAAUCCCUUCUUCUGAUGUCAAGACAACUACCUGGCUCUUUGAAACUACACCCCUUCAUGAAUUUAAUGAAAAUAGGGUAGAGAAGGUAGAAAUUAUUGGCAAGAGCAUUAAGGAAACGUUAGAAGAACUCUACUCUCAAAAAGUGAUUGAGGCUCCUGGAAUCAUCAUUGCAGCUGAUGAAGUUGGGGAUGUUCGAAUGGCAAAAUACAAGCUAAUGAAUCAAGCAUCUCCUGAGAUACAGAAAGAAGAAAUUAUCAGGGUUGAUCUCAGAAAUAUAAUGGUGAACCUGCUUUCCAAAAGAGACUGUACAAAAAGGGAGAUUCGGGUUAGUGAAGAAGAGAAGGGAAAUGUUAAUUUGACCAAAACUCAAUUAUUAAACAGAUCAACAGAAUUUCAUGCUGAAAAAGAAGAAAUAGUGAGUGGUGAUGUACAACAAGCAAUAAAAAACUUGUUCUCUGAGGAAAGAUCUGUAAAGAAAGGCAUUAUAAUUCAGGAAGAUGAAAGAGGAGAUAUUAAUAUGACUAUCUAUUGUCUUCUUCAUGAAAAUGCUGGUGACACAGUUGAGCGUGAAGAAGUAAUAGGAGGUGAUGUAAAACGUACCAUUCAUAAUUUGCUAUCUUCCAUAUCAAACAAUAAAAUAUCUGAAAGGGCUAAAAUCGAUGCCUCUGAGAGGGGAAAUGUUCAGUUUUUCACAACAUGCAUAGAAAUUGGAGCAUUGGAUUAUCUUAAACAACUCCAGACAGGGUCAAGUGAAACACUGACAGCUAGGAAACAAGAAAGAGAGGAAGAAAUAAUUGGUGGUGAUGUGGAGGGUACAAAACUGUUACUAAAGAAAAGGCAGUCUCAGGUUGAACGUACUGUUAAUGAAACUGACAUCAUUCCAGGAGAUGUGCAUAAUACAGUUAAGGUUUUUAUGACAGAGCCUCAGACAACAUUUUGCAAGACACCCAAAGAAGAUAUUAUAAAAGGUGAUUUGAAAUCAACCCUAAAUUCCCUCAGCCAGGCCAUAAAUCAGAAAACAGUGGCUAAAACAGAAGAAAUUAUAAAAGGUGACAUGCUGGCCACACUCAAGUCACUAAAGGAAUCAAACCACCAAUGGAAAGAAUCUAAACAGCCCAAUGCCAUCCCUGCUGACAUUGAAAAAGCUAUUGAAUGCCUUGAAAAGACCACAAACACAAGAACAGAAAUCCUGAAAAAGGAGCUUAUCCGGGAUGAUCUGGAAAUAUCAUUAAGGAAUCUGAAAGAAGCACAGAGAGCUUUCAAAGAGGUAGAUAAAAGAGGUGUAAUGAAAGAAGAUGUGAAAGGUGUGAUGGGAGGAUCCUCAGAAGAGCAGAAAACAAAGAUUCAUCAGGUGGCUGUCCAGAGGGACACAAAAAAUGUUCUUCAGCCAAGACCAGGACCAUUUGAGCCAGCAGCCAGGUGGCAAGGGGGAGCAGACAUUUCUAAUCAAACUAUAGGCAAAUCUUAUCAUGGAAAUUUAAUAGAAGAAAGAACUGAAGUUACUCUUCCAAAAGCCCCCAAAGGCACUGUAAAGAUUGUCAUAGAUCGUGAACAAAACAAUGAUGCUCUUGAGAAAAGCCUUAGAAAACUAUCUAACUCACACCACAAAGCGACUAACAAUGUGUUGGAAUCAGGGGACAGAGUGGGUGUCUGGCCUGAGACCAUAGCAGAGCAGCACCUUAGUGAUGAACAUGUGGGCAGACAAUUGACUUCAACUCUGUCAUCUGAGGAAAAUCUAAAAACUAAGGAAUCAGAGACUGUGAGAGAACAGAAGACUGCUGUCUUUAACUGUACUCAAUCUAUCGAUAAAACAGUAGGAAAGCAACAGACUCAAACUUGCAAACUGAGGAAAGACCACCAGCAGACUGAGUCUUUCUCUGUAAAGAGUCCUAAAAUUACCAAAAACACUAAAAUACCAACAGAUAAACAAAGCCCUAAGCCCAGUCCAACCCAGGGUCUGGUCAACAUGACAGUUGGGGAAACUUGCAAAGUUUCAGAGGACUUUCAGAAGCAAACUUUGUUAGAGCAAGAAAUACAAUGUUCUAAUAAAACUAUAAAGAAAAAGAACAUGAACCCUCAGCCAACUUUGCCUAUAGAUCAAGACAUAUCAAAUAUAACAGAACUGAAAGUCUCCCCAAAAAGCCACAGUAAAUUUAAGGCAACUGACAAAAAGCAGGCUGAUGUUCAUCUGCAGAGCCAGGACUUUCUAAUGAAGACAAAUACUUCCACGGACUUAAAAAUGGCAAUGGAAACGUCCUUUAAUUCAAUCAACUUUAACGCUGAAAAUAAUGGAAAAGAAAGUGAAGGCUCUCUGCCACCUCCGUCUCCACCUCCUCCUCCACCUUCCAACGCGUCAUCGGAAAUUGAAUUCCCUCUUCCUCCUCCACCUCCUUUAGCGAUGUUGCCUGAAAAAAAUGCCCCAGAAAUGAUAAAGGCUGAAUUUGAAAGUUUCCCAGGCCUCCCUCUUCCUCCACCACCAGAAGAUGAUAAAUCGGAAAGAGAAGGUCUAUCAGUGUUUCCACCACCUCCCCCUCCUCCAACUCCAUCUCUUAAACCAGCGCAUCUCCUUUCCUGCUCUGUUCAAGAAAAGCACAGGGGGACAUUCAUACAAUAUUCUCAAGAAGCCUCAAGUUCCCAGCAAACUCAUUCUCAGGCGAAAGUCCUAACGGGAAAAUCAGGAGUACUUUUGCCACCUCCCACACUCCCCAAACCCAAAUUUCCCAAACGGAUAGAAGAUAAAAAGAAUCACGGUUCCCCAAAAGUUGAAUUGGAAAAUUCCCUACCAGAUAUGGAAUGUAAAAUUACUCCCUCAAAUGAUCAGAAAAGAGUGAUAACGGCGACUAGCAGUGAACACACAGAGAUGAAGCAGAACAUAUCUAGAAGAGGUCUUGAUGAAAGAAAGCAAUUAUCUAUGGACUCGAUGAGGUCUCUCUCACAGACAGUUCCAGAAACUUCACUACCCAAGGAAAAAACAAUGGCACCUAUUAUAAAAUCUCAUUCAUUCUCAGCAGGUUCAGGACAACAAAGUCCAAAACCUUAUAUGAGAAAAUUUAAGACACCUUUAAUGAUCGCAGAAGAAAAGUACAGACAACAAAGAGAAGAGCUUGAAAAACAGAAACAUGAGAGUUCUUGCUACAACAUAGUCAAAACAGAAAGCCCAAAUCAAAACAUGCCAGAGUUGCAAAAGAAAGUACUGUUACAAAAAACAAAUGAGGAGGCUCCCCUACCUGGAAUGGAUUCAGGGGUCACUUUGGUUCAACCCAACCCAAACUCUCAAAGUCAUCCUCAAGUCCUAGGAGUGUGUACUGACAACCAGCUUUCCACAGCACCAGCAGGGACAGUCACCGCCAAGGGGCUCCAACAUGUUGUAGCAGCCUCAGAAGACAAAGCUACCAUGAAAAAGGAAGUUUUACAGAGCUCAAGGGACACGUUACAAUCUGUAUCAGCUUGUGAAAUCAAACAGAGGCAUCAGGAGUGUAGUACACAGCAAACACAACAGAAGUAUCUGGAGGAGUUGCACUUGCCCCAAAGAAAACCAGUUUCCCCAAGUUUCAAAGUUAAAACUAUCAAGCUUCCAACUGCAGAUCGCAAAUCAAAUGAAACAGACCACAUCUAUGAAAGCCGUAAAAAGCAAUCUGACGUUGAUGUUCAAACCAUUAGCAAGGAACAGUGCCAGAAAACUGAGAAAACUGAAGCAACAAGCACUGAAUAUGAUAAUAAGCAAUCUGUAGCUGAAAAAUAUUAUCAAUUACCUAAGAAGGAGAAAAGAGUAACAAUAGAACUGCCCAUGGAACCCACUGGGAAAAGCCAUGAAAGUCAACUCACUAUAGUUCCUGAGAAGCAAGGAGAAUUUAGACAAUCUGAGAAUGGGAAACCUCAAGGAAGUGAAAGAACAAAUCAGGAACCAUCAACGAUUGGUCCAAAGGAAGAGAGACUAAGAGUUGAGAGAAAACGAGAACAUUUGAAUAAAUCAGCACAGAAGGUAGUCAAGCAAAAGGUUACUAAUGUACAUCUUGAUUCACAGAUACAGAAUAUUCAGCAAACACAAAUACAGACUUCCGAAAGUCAAGUUGAACAUAAAAAAUUGCCCCAGCCAUACAAUAAUCUGCAGGAAGAAAAAUGUCUUGGAGUCAAGGGCAUACAACAGAAACAAGUCUUUUCUGAUAGUAAAGAUUCAAAGCAAGAGAUUACACAGAGCAAAUCUUUAUUUUCCUCUGUGAAAGAAUCCCAGCAGGAUGAUGGAAAAUGUGCUAUAAAUAUAUUGGAAUUCUUGAGAAAACGUGAAGAACUACAACAGAUUUUGUCUAGGGUAAAACAGUUUGAAAUGGAGCCAGAUAAAAAUGGCCUUAAAACGUUUCGGACACUGCUAAAUAUUAUUCCAGUAUGGCUAUUAAGUGAAGAAAAAAGACAAUACGGUGUUUGCAUUGCUAUGGAGAAUAACACAGAAAAAAUCAAAGAAGAAAUAACGCGUAUUAAAACUCAAGCAGAGGAUAUGCUUGUGUCCUGCGAGAAUAUAAUUCAAACAGCCAUGAUAGCCUCCAAAGAAGAAAAGCAGCGAAAUAAACUCACUAGCCUUAAUGAAACGUUAUCUAAAGUGUCUAACGUUAGUGAACAGCAAGAAAAUACAAUUGUAGAAAAAACAGAGCACCGUCAAGUAGCAACGCAUGAGGAAGCAACUGCUCACAGUCGUGUGAAAACCCAUCAGGAGAUUAAACUAGAUGACGGCAAGAUCUCUCCUCCCUCCUUAAAAACACGCCCACCAUCACCAACUUUCAUAACAAUUGAGUCUACCGCUAGGCGACCAGAAACCUCUACUAAGGACGAGCUCUCUCAGUCCCCUAAAAAAGACAGUGUUGCUGAGCCAUCACCGCGAAGCCCCGUGUCACAAACGUCUAGAGCUGGCACAGCACACGCUUCCCCUUCUCCGCCCAGGAGUCGCUCUGAGCAGCUCGUCAAACUCAAAGACACCACCGCAAAAUUGGCCAGAGGGGCCGCCCCGUGUCCGUCAGUGACCCCGGUUCCGAUAGUAGAGAAAAGAUCUGAGAUCAUCACGUCUCCUGCAACACUUCGUCGUCAAAUUAAGAUAGAAACUCGUGGUAGGGACUCUCCCCCCACAAUCACCAUACCUAUUAGCGUAAAUCAUGUAGAUGGUGGCCCCUUCAGAAGAUCUAUGAAAGCCCAGGAGGAAAUUAGGCAAGUCGAGAAAAGGGCGACAUACGCUCACAAAGACGCGGUGAAUUCCGCACAGCGCCUGCUGCCAGACGCUGAGAGUUUUGACUCGGUGGAAAUCAUCCGCACGGUGGAAGGGCCUCGCCGCACAGAGCACACGCAGAGGUAUGAAGCCGCCAACCGAACUGUUCAAAUGGCUGAAAAUUUCCUGAGUGACCAUGAAAAUGAAAUAAACAGAUGGUUUAGGGAAUUCGAAGCUGGCCCGGUUUUCGAAGCCAAGUCAAACAGGAGAGUUUAUACAAAUGGAGAAGCUGACCAUAAUAUGAACCAAGAAAGUCGUUCGUUUUGUAAGGAGGAAUUUGGAUUGACAUCUCUAGAAAACACAAGUUUUACAGGCUUUUCUUGCAAUCGUCCUAGAGAGUCGCAAGAAAAGGUUCCGGCAAAGCAGCCCAGCGUCCACUCUGAAACAAGGUCUGUAAGCGAACGCUUCUCAGGCGUGGAUGCGUUUGAGGGUCAAGUUGUUGGGUCGACGAUGACGACGGUCUCUUCAUCGCAUAGCUCAGAAGCUGGCAAAUCUGGCUUUGACUUCAAGCAUGCCCCACCAACCUAUGAAGAUGUCAUCGCUGGCCAUAGUUUAGAUAUUUCUGAUUCACCUGAAGAGCUCAGGAGGAAUUUUCAAAAGGCAUGGCAAGAGAGUGAAAGCGUUUUUAAAAGCCUGGGAUUUGCAAACUCAGACGCUUCUGCCGCUGAGAUGAGAACCACCUUCCAAGGGGAAUCUGCGUUUAUAAGCGAAGCCGCUCCUCCAAGACAAGGAAAUAUGUAUACUUUGUCAAAAGACUGUUUAUCCAAUGGAGUGCCUGGUAGCAGACAAGCAGAGUUUUCAUAAGUCCUGCUUCCGAUGCCGUCACUGCAACAGUAAGCUGAGUUUGGGAAAUUAUGCAUCACUUCAUGGACAAAUAUAUUGUAAACCUCACUUCAACCAACUUUUCAAAUCUAAAGGAAAUUAUGAUGAAGGUUUUGGACACAAACAACAUAAAGAUCGAUGGAAUUGCAAAAAUCAAA